AGCGUUUAUUUGCGAAAAAUGACGUUGCUGUUGUCGCGCACGGACGUCCUCGCCGUCUGUUGCGUCAACGACGCCGUGCUCGUAGGUAUGGGCCCCAUGCUCUACUUAUAUAGGCAUGGCCAAAUGAAGGAUAACGUCAACUGUCUGUAUCCGAAUAAUAUACACGGCAUUGUAGCGGACGAAUAUUCUGAAAGGCAUGUCGAUAGUAAAUUGGCUGUGUUUGGCGCCAAGUCUCUGUGCAUCUGCGCAAUUGGCGAAUGCUGGUGCGACCGGUGUGGCUUUAGCAACAAUAAGAGUCUUCUUCGCAAGCUAGGUACCGAUCAGUUCAAUGACUGGAUAAUUGCUGCAAAGUGGAUACCGUUUAAGAAACAAACUCAAUUGGCGAUUUUAUUUGCCCACAAUUAUGUGUCCAUAUAUGAUGUACUUGAAAAAACUUCUCGAGUUAUACGUUGCGAAGAGAAAUGCAUUCUCUAUGGCGGUUCUAUAUCGGGAACCUGUCAAGAGGACUUGGUCAUUUUCAGUGGAACGGCAUUUCAAGAAAUUUUAAUAUGGAAAAUAGAUAAAGGAUAUUGUGACAAUAAUACAAGUAUGCCAGUUUUGCAUCGUUUAACAGGGCACAAGGGUGUCGUUUUCUCUGUUGUUUGCGAUCUGCGCUCGCGAUUUAUUUGCUCCACGUCGGACGAUAGAAGUGUCAGACUCUGGGAGGUGACAGAUGAGGAAAAUACCGAGAGCAAUAACAUAAACUGGCAGACAGUAAAAAUAGUGCCGACAAAAGCACUGUUCCUGCAUACAGCUAGAGUUUGGAAAGCUUUAAUUAGAAACGACGUUGUUUUGACGAUAGGAGAAGAUUCGCUUGUGUGCACGUGGUCGCUCUCAGGGCACUUAAUUCACAAAGCCUGCUAUAAAGCAUCCCUAUGGAGCAUUGACGUAUCUGAAGACAAUACGGAGAUAUAUGUGGGCGGAAGUGAUGGAUCCGUGUGUGUGCAAUCGUUUAUAAACUGCGAAAGCCCAGAGACAAUUUUGCCGUCUGGCAACAAUACGCGCAACUGUUCUAAGUACAUUUCCUAUCUGCACGAUGGUGCAAUGUUAGUUUUUACCGAAUUGGGAAAUCUACUGUAUUACGACAAAGAAAUGGUGUUUGUAAGUGCUGUAUACUUAACGAAGAAUGGCUAUUACUUUAUGCAAGUCUCUCCAAAUCGCAACAUGGUUGCCCUUGCGUCUAGAGAAGGCUACGUAACAGUAUACGAACAUAACUUUAGGACUUUACGACAGUGUAAGGAAGACAAAAUAAUGAAUUCGCAAAUCCUUUCUUUACAUUGGUUGAGCGACAAUGAAUUGAUAGCAUGUGGAGCAAAUGGUCUUCUGAAAUUAUUCUGGCUGACAGAGAAUAAUGACAUUAAAGUGAUCACAGAAUGUAUAUUGCCAUCCAGUCGCGAACGCUGGUUGACUGCAGCUAUAGUCUACGCUCCCAUGUCGAUAUUAAUAUGUGGUGACAGAGUUGGAAAUAUUUAUAUAUACAAGCUGGACAGUAAUCGUUUUGAUUCCAAUGUAACAAUUGGAAUUAAGAAGCCUGUUCAAACACUUUAUAGAGUCCAUGGUAAAAUGGGAGUCCAAUCGUUCCAUGUAUCUCAGAAAAAUUUAAUAACGUGUGGGCGCGACGGGAUGUUGAGAUUUUAUCAAAUGCGCGCAGAGGACGCAAAGCCUUUGUUGCUGCAAUAUAAAAAGAAGAUGCCAAUAAACUGGAUCAGUGGCAUGUUAAAUGGAAACGAAUUAACAAACAAGUCGGAAGACGACGACAUUCUUUUUAUAUUUGGCUUUAAAGAGAUGGAAUUUAUAAUAUAUAAUAUGUUGAAUGAGAACAUAGUCGUACAAAUUCCUUGCGGUGGUGGUCACAGAUCGUGGGACUAUAUAAUAUCGCUUACAAAAGCAAGCUUUGCGUAUGUGAAAGAUAAAGAGAUUCAUGUAUGCGAUUUAUCUUCUUUUCUCUUUCCUGCAAAAAUUUAUCACAGGAGUUUGCAGAAUGGCUUUCACCCAAAGGAAAUAUGUUGCUUGCAUUAUAUUCCACGGCGUUUACACAGUGCUGAAGAUAAGGACAGAGAUAUCCUUGUAACUGGUGGCGAGGACGGCGCUCUUCGUAUCAGCGAAAUUUCGGGAGUCGGGAGUCGAAACUUCGCUCGGCGCACUUUUAAAACUUUAGGAAUCUUCAAUGGCCAUAUUUCAGGCAUAAAAUGCAUAAGUGGCUUUCCCAUGUAUUCAAGGCAUUGCUCUUUUAACUAUCUAAUCUUUUCUGGCGGAGGGAGAGCACAAUUGAAGGUUUGGGGGAUAACUUUCCGAGACAACGGUGUAUUUUGCUCUGACCUGAAUUCUCAUAUGCUCUAUGAACAAAAAUGUUGUAAAAAACCAUGGCAAGAAACCGUGCAAUCUUUUAUCGCAGAACCAGAAACACGUUACAUGGAUAUUUUUGCUUACCAGUUUAUUCAUGUGUCAAGAUACGUGUUACUCUUUAUCGCCUGUGCAGAUGGAUAUUUAAGACUGUUUGUGUAUGAUACCAUAACUAACAACUUAUAUUUGAAAGUAUCCACCAAAUACGUAGAUCGUUGCAUUUUGAAGAUAAGUGUAUUAUCACAGAAAUCCAAAAUUGUGUUAACUAUGAGCACCGACGGGCAGUUGCGUUUUUUCGAUUUUGCCAAAAUUAUCGAGAAAAUAUACAAGGAUGCAUAUUUUGGAAACGAGAGAAUCCUAGACUUCAGCGAUAUCCCUGUCGCAGUGUUUAGCCUGCAUCAGUCGGGAAUCAAUUGCUUUGAUUUAAUUGAGAACGGAGAUUUAGACGAGGACGAGUACCUCUUGGCCACUGGUGGUGACGAUAAUCUUCUAAGUGUCAUCUGUUUUAAGAUUUGCACUUCGGAAGAUAAUCAAUUGUCAGCUGAAAUAUUAUCCAAAUGGAGCACAGCGUCCGCACAUUCCGCAAAAAUCGUCGGUGUGGAGUUUUGUGAGAAUUAUACAAUAUAUAGCGUGGGGGCUGAUCAAAAAGUGAUUGUCUACGAUUAUGCAUAUGAGGAUAACGUUAUAAGUUGUCAUCAACGCGGUCAGGCAUUUACAUCUGUUGCGGACGUGCAAGGCAUGAGCUUGUAUGACUUGAGACCCUUUAGAAUGCCUGACUGCGUGGGCAUCGCGUUUUACGUUUGUAUAAUAUAUGGACGAGGAUUUGAAAUACUGUGCGUUUAAGAGCAAGGAUCACUAUUCGUUCAAGUUAACGAAAACUAUGUUCUACGGAAUCAAUUAUAUAAAUAUAUGUAAUAUUAUAUAAAUAUAAACUCAAUCAUUUUGCAUUUAAGUAUGUGGCAGCAAGAAUGACCGAUUAUUCUCCAUAUCCCUAAUUAGGGAUCGAAUUUUUAAUAAACACCAGACUUCUACAACAAUCUCCAAUUACAAAUACGUAAGUAAAAUACAAAUGCGCGUUGUCUCUAAAUCCCAGUCUACGAUAGAUGAUUUAAGUCCUAAGCCCUAAGAAACUGACCAAUCACGGUCGAGUAUUCUCCUCAUCUUUUAUUGUGAUUGGUCAAUUUCUUGGAGCUUAGGGUUUAAAUCGCCUAUUGUAGACUGGGACCUAAAACUGCUAGUUGAUUGGUUACACAUUUCUCGGAACUAGAACUUGGACCAAGUUCUAGCAUCGUAGACACAGGCCUCGAGAACUGUGUCAAAGUUCUAGUUCCGACAAAUGUGUGGGCAAUCAGCGUGCAGCUUUUCCGCAAAGGCUUGUGUCCACGAUGCCUAGGUUCAAGUUCUAGUUCCGAGAAAUGUGCAGCCAAUCAACUAGCAGCUAUUCCAUAAAAGCUGCACAUUGGCUGGCCACAUGUUUCCCGGAACUUAGUCCAAAUUCUAAUCCCGAGAAGUGUGUAGCGAAUCGACUCGCAGCU
This is a messenger RNA of Vollenhovia emeryi, 3917 nucleotides long. Its product is annotated as WD repeat-containing protein 6. Gene Ontology annotation, cellular component: cytoplasm. The record is from RefSeq and is a predicted model, not a curated record. The transcript has 13 exons. Bases 19 to 3225 code for a protein of 1068 amino acids. Gene Ontology annotation, molecular function: protein binding. NCBI's taxonomy places the organism in Eukaryota, Metazoa, Arthropoda, Insecta, Hymenoptera, Formicidae. Gene Ontology annotation, biological process: tRNA methylation.